Molecule: messenger RNA, 6087 nt
Organism: Cydia strobilella
Lineage: Eukaryota; Metazoa; Arthropoda; Insecta; Lepidoptera; Tortricidae
Exons: 26
Coding region: 1-6087 (2028 amino acids)
Biological process (GO): regulation of membrane potential; potassium ion transmembrane transport
Cellular component (GO): plasma membrane
Molecular function (GO): voltage-gated potassium channel activity
Source: RefSeq, a predicted model, not a curated record
AUGGUAACGCGGCAACAAGCAAUACCAAGAAAUUCUUACCAAGAUGAUGAUGAUAAAGACGACGAGGAAGACGAUGAUGAGGCCGACAGCUUGGAGUGGAUGAACAUCAUCUUCCUUCCCUAUAACCCGGUUUUCCGUCUCAUGGUUCUAUUUUCUGUGCUCUUGAGGAUAAAUAUGGCUGCUAUAGAGUCCCUUUAUCCGAUAAACUGCAGCGAUGUGAUGGACACGAAUUUUUAUUUGGUCAUCAUUAAAUACCUGCACGAGUACUUCUGUGACGUCAUCUAUGGACUUGACACUCUACUUCAUAUAGUUCACAGGUUUGUUCCUUUUGCGCCAUCUUUGCUCUUCCUUAUACAUUAUUAUUUUUAUUUUAGAGUUGCGGACGUUUCUAAGCGACGGGAGUACCCUCCGAAGCCUAAAUUGUAUUUAAUGCUCGAUAUUAUCUCUUUGCUCCCGCUCCAUAGACUUCUUACAUCGGAGCUCUGUCCCCCUAUAAGAAUUUGGCCCAAUGUGUGCAAUUUGAUUGACAUUAUUAUAAUCUACAGAAUUAAUGAGCAUUUUUCACUGUCAACUACACACAAUUUCUGGAACUUGGUUAUUGGUUACAGUCUAUUAACUUUGGUGUUCACUAAUGUCAUAUCAUGCGUUUUCAUAUUACUAACUUACCGGGAACCAUACGGAGUUGGCAUAGGCGAUUUAUACGAUUGGCGAAAAAAAUUGAUCCUUCAGAGUUUUAUGACACUUAAUUAUAAGUUUGGUGUUUUGCAGAUGAAUAAGACGAAUACAGAAUACGCGAGAUACAUGAGCGCGAUGUUAUUAGUGUUAUCUUAUGGUUUACGGGAUCUAUCGAGUGACACCAAGCCAAGCAACAUCACAACGUACUAUUGUGUGACUUUGUUUAUGUUAAUCACAUUCUCGAUCUACACGUUUAUCGCUUAUCCCAAGUCAUUUGCCGAGACGCAGUUAAAACUGCGAAGAAGCUUUGAAUUUUUCCCGCGAGUCCAAAAAAUUGUAGUGGAAACAAAAAGAAAAAGCCACCAUCCUGGAGCGUAUGUUGACGUCAGCAACUUUUAUAACCUAACGUGGAAAAAACGUGGCGGCAUCACAACAACUCCAGAACUUAUUCUUGAGUUUCCUAGACAUUUACGACUUGACAUAAAGAAGGAUCUGACGUGGCCCAUUUUCCAUCACAGUCCCACGUUGAGACGAGUUUCUUUACCUUUCAUUCACUGGCUCUGUGAUCUGACACACCUUGAAUUCAAAUUACCUAAAGAAGUUUUCUUUGCGAGCCCCCACUCUCGCUCUCACUUGUUUUAUCUCAAAUCUGGAAUAGUCCAAUUGAUAUCCGCAGAGGAUGGCACCACUUCUUUACUUUCUGUGUCAGGCGGAACGUUAUUUGGAGAUAUCAAUUUCUUUAUACCUCCUACGGCCACAAAAACUGUAAUCGUCCGCUGCCUGACUUACUGCGAAAUAUAUUUCUUUACUCGGAAUGAUAUUUUAAAAGCUUUGACCAAAUUCCCGGAAGAUCGUAGAAAAAUUAUGGAGAGUAUAAAGAGUAAAAUACAGCAUGCUAGGACUCUUCACACCUGCAAGCAGCAUGUGAGGGGGUUGGAUAGAGCAGAAGAUGAAGGAGUCGCUUGGAUCAAAAAACGCUGGUGGGAAUUACAUGAAGCGAUUACAAAAUGGAAAAACGCAACGAAAAAGUCAGAGGCUAAAUUCGUAUUACCUCCCGAAGAGGCUGUUUAUCACUGUUCAAAAUAUAUCGGCCAACUAGUCUUAUGUCCUGAUGAGCAAUUGCAAAGGCAGUCUAUGUUUGCUAACUGUCAGUUUCCGUGGAUACUCGUGCCUGAUUCUAAAUUCAUAAAAAUUUGGAAUUUAAUUAUUCGUGUCACUGUCACUCUUGUUUUAAUACUGUAUCCACCGCAUUUGCCGUUAUCUAUAAAACCGGAGUAUUUUCGUCAUUUCCAAGCGUGGACAAAUAUUGUAUAUAUUGCUGAUGUUUUUUUGUGCUUAUUAACGGCCAUAGAGGAACAAGGUCACCUACUAUCCAACUUUGCGUCAGUAAUGUUCAAGCGCUGCAAGAGUUGGACAUUUAUUCUUAAUAUUCUGGCAAGUCUUUGGUUGGAGGACGUCGUGGUUAUUAUAGGAAAACCUGAACUAUACUCAAUCAGUCAGUUCAAUAGGCUGAUUAAAGUUUAUUUAGUAUUUUUUAUGGACGACACUAUUAACGAUGUGAACAGAGACCCAAGCUUAAAUGUUUAUCCACCUAUGUUCCUUUACUUGUCCUUCCUUUAUGUAAGUGGUUAUUUUGUGCUCUCGCUUACAAAAAUUGUACCGAAGUUACGUAUAAGGUACUUUUUUGGCAAAUCACUUUGUGGAAAAGAAGCCAUCUGUGACCCAUCACUUUCUAAAAUGUUUGCCGCUUGUUUGACGUGGACCUUUCGGGAUUUGUAUGUUAAAUCGUGGCCUAAUGCGCUUGAAGAACUGGGUGUCAGAGUAGUUUUCGAUUACCUGAGUUUGAUAAUAGCAACAUACUGCGCCGGCCGUUUGAUCGCUGUAAAUUAUUUGAGGAACAUAAACACUUCGAAUUACCUGUUCUUCGCAAUACACUUGAGGCAUAAAUUAAAACGCCAGAAUGUUCAUCCUGAGUUGUGGAAUCGUCUGGAAAAGUACGUGCAAUGUCACUGGAGGCAUAACAGGAAUUUAGAGAUUACUGAUACAAGCCUGCUCCGACAUGAACCUUAUGAUAUAUAUUGGAAGGCGCAUGGUGAGAUCGCUGCAAAAAUCAUCAUGAUGUGCAAAGCUUUUGUCGGGGCCAAUCCAGCCCUCAUCAAGGAACUCGCACGUAUAGCCAGAUUUACAAUUUUACCGAAAAACUCGACAAUAUUGUUAACUGGUGUGACAGUAAAGGACGUAUGCUGGCUUGUUAAUGUAAGUAUUUUUCUUUUUAUGUUCUGCCUACUACAAUUUGAAAAUGACUUCGCAAAACUUACUGGAGUCAUAGUAAAAGAGUGCCAGACGGAGACAGGAGUGGUAACAGAGACCAUCUACGGGCCGGACGAGAGGCUGGUGUCUUGCUCGGCCGUGUUUUUUGGGAAACCGUCUAUGGUCACAUGCACAUCUUUAACGGAAUGUGAGGACAGUUGGAAUGAAAUCGGUAAACCUUCUAAAGAAAAGGAGAAAUUGUUAAAACAUCCCAAAGAAAUGCCCAGGUCUAUCUGGAGACAUCCAGGAUCUAAUUUUUUUUAUUUCUUCCAGGCGCCUUACUAUGAUGCGAGAGGUCUUCUAAUCUACUCUAAAUGGAAAUGCUUCUGCCACUACUUCACACGUGGUCUACUCCUCGAUAUAAUAGCCCUAGUUCCCUGGUACAUGUUGCCAGCGGUGUCACCCAUAUAUAUCGCACAGGAUACCGCCUUGCUUGUCUAUGCUGUGAGCAAAUAUGCCCGUUUGCAUCUGUUUUUGGGUUAUUUCAAUUAUCUGGCUGAUACUCCUUUGGCGAAUGUGUCUACACUGUUGUUGAUAAAAUGGCAAUGUUUCCCUAUAUUACUAAUGUUCUCAAUUAGUCAUUACCUGAUAAUGGAAUGCGUCAAACACGAGUGGGAUGAUCAUUUUGCUUUGAUUAGCACAUCGAAACGGCCUGGCUGUUGGCUACCGAAAUUUAUAGAAUUGUAUCAGGAUCCUUCACCCGAACAGAUGGACUUACUGAUUGGACAGAGUUACAGCGUGGCCCAGUGUGCGUUUCUGCGCAUCUCUUACGGGUUAUUUAAUGUCCGAGAGACCGAUAUGCUUUUGGGAGUCGUGUUGUACUCCCUCACUGUCGUUUAUUGGUGUGUUUUGUGCUACUCCCUGGCGAUAUUGAUGUUGAGCCGGCGGAGUAGCACCCUCUUCCAACACGCGUUCAGCUCUUUGAACAAGUUUCUCAACGCAGAGCGGCUGGACGAUACGCUGAUCAAGAGGUCUUUGGCGCAUUUCAGCUAUUGGUGGAUAAGAACUAAUGGCGUCAAUAUAUACGAAACCUUCAUACAUAAGCGUGUCAGCUCCAUGUUCAGACAGGAUAUCAUUCACUUCUUUCACAGACAAACUUUCACCGGUGUCGACACGUUACUAAAAGGAGGCGAGCAAAUGAUGAAACAACUGUCCUGUCUUUAUUUUCAACUACACCUGCUGCCUAAUGUCCCAGUUAUGAGGGAAAUGGACCUAAACCCCUGGGUCUUCAUAGUGCAUAGAGGCGAAGUUGUGAUCACUCAGAAAGGGAAGACUUUGGCUACUCUUAAGAAGGUUGGCUCAAUAUUCGGUCAGCUAGAAGGCACGGAGCACCGGCCGGUGCGAGUGUCAGCACACACCACCGACUACACCGAUAUUCUGAGGAUACCUGUGGGUGCCUUCCAGGAAAAUAUUGACGAUAAGACCCGUUUCAACAUACACCGGCACCCGACAGCAGCCAUGGAUUAUAUGCAAGUGAAGGAUCCACCUAAAGAGAACCCAUACUACUCCAUUAAGUACUUGGUCAGAGGCGGCAAGACCAUCAAACUACCCUUAGAAAUGAUAUUAUUUCAGUGGAUGAAGCAGUGGGUGAAAGCGCACCUAACCCGCAAAUACGCCUUGUGGCUGGCCCUGGUCUGGUUCGUAGGGCCCUACCUUUCUUCUGCCAUCGUCUUGAUCCUCAACACUUUGCCGUUGGAAACGAUACAUAUGCUGUUGGUGGUGUUGGUUCUUCUUGAUAUUUUACACCUUGCGCAUUUUGUAUCGGAGUUUUAUACGGUAAGCUUACGUUAUCAAUAUGAAUAUCAGCACACGCUAGCGGAGUUUUAUACGAUGGAACUAGUUAUAAUAAACGACGAGUGCGUAUAUCGACACGUGAAAUUGAGAAGAUUCAAGAAUGUUCAAACGUAUAUCGACAUCAUUUCUCUUGUUCUGCCGAUGCUGACUAUGUUUACUAGCAAUUGGGGCUAUCAGCUGGCAAGACUUCUUCGUCUUCGAUUCUUUUACCAGUUUUAUAAACAUUUCUGUCAGGAUUUCAAGGUACUGCCUCCUGUUUAUAACCUUCGCAGUCCAGUGACUCAUAUUAUGGGUCACGACGAAUUGACUCCACAAGUCCGUGCCACACAUAUGGCAUCUAUAUUGGACAACUCUUAUUACAUACCAAAACCUGUGGAAACUCUAGAUCAGUAUCAAAGGUACUACAACGAAUGGAUAGAUCCUGAUAUCAGAGGAGAAGGUUGUAAAACAGUAGUGUUUAUUCAGAAAAAGAAAUUCUCCGGUAAUCACAGUUUCCUAGUGCCGAUGAGAUGGCAGGACGAUUACGCUAUUGCCCUGGGCUUCAUCAUGAGUCUUAUCACCAAAACUAACUCUGGCAAUUAUGCCGCCAUUAAUCUUCAAGAAAUGUACUACGAAUGUUUCGUAUGCUACAUAUGCCACCUCGUGUGUAUAUGGAUAGGCAGUUCCGCGUUCAGAGAGAUGUACCUGAGUUAUCGGGAACUGCUGAAUUUCGACUACAAUGCUGCUAAUUUGUACAGUUACUUGAAACAUAGUGGUUUGAAUCAGUCACUGUUGGAGCGCGUGAAAGGGUACACUGCUCUUCUUUGGCAGAGGCAAAGAGGUAACUGGAUGCCUGAAUUGGUGGUGGAAGCUCCGCUGUGCCUCAGAGAGGACCUCUACGUGGCGUUGUACGCAUAUCAUUUGCAGGAUAUCCCUCUGUUCAGGUCGCAGCCAGCUUAUUUUACAAGGCAGUUAGCUACUAGGAUGCAUAGGGUCGUUAUAUGUGCAGGCAGGGAGCUGAUACAGGAGGGAGAUGUUUUUGCCUGCAUCUACUUUAUACACGACGGCGAAGUCGAGAAAUGGUCUACUGAUGCAAGCGGAGAAAGGAAGCUGGUAUCAGUGCUAUCAACGAAUGGAUUUUUCGGAUUGGUCCCUGGCCUAUUCCCGGACACACCUGUACAGUUCACUUUCGUCACAAGAACGGUAACAGAUAUGGUGUUCCUCCGGAACAGAGACUGGCGAGAUCUGCUGGAUGGGUACCCGGAUAUAAAACGCGACCUCUACACCGCGGCCAGGCACUUAAAGAAGGCUCCGGAAAACCAUAAAUAG